Messenger RNA from Aspergillus candidus, 2031 nucleotides. RefSeq names its product NADP(+)-dependent, decarboxylating phosphogluconate dehydrogenase. The transcript has 5 exons. Gene Ontology annotation, cellular component: cytosol. Lineage: Eukaryota; Fungi; Ascomycota; Eurotiomycetes; Eurotiales; Aspergillaceae. Gene Ontology annotation, molecular function: NADP binding; phosphogluconate dehydrogenase (decarboxylating) activity. The record is from RefSeq and is a predicted model, not a curated record. Gene Ontology annotation, biological process: pentose-phosphate shunt, oxidative branch; pentose-phosphate shunt. The coding region runs from base 309 to 1832 and encodes 507 amino acids.
CUGCUCCUCUCCCUCAGCAUGAUUUCCCACUGCUAAACAAGCCCCGCCCAUUCUCUCUGUUUUUCGUCCCACACCCAAUGACCAGAAGGAAACCUGCUCCGUAAGCGGCAGUGACAUCGUCCAACUCUCUUCUCUUCUCUCUAGUCUAUCUUCCUUCUCUUCUCCUCCCUUUCUUCCCUUUUAAAUCGUUCCCAUCUCCCCCCCACCUUUAAUCCCUUUGUCUCCAUCUUGAAAUUCAACUCUUUUGUUGGAUUGCUGUUCAAACACUGUCUUAAUACCCCUCCCCGAGACCAGAGAGCUUCUUCAUCAUGGCAACCGCAGUCGCCCGCUUGGCCGGCAUCAAUGUCGGCGCAUCGGCGCAUCCCUCCCCUAGUGCUGACUUCGGCCUCAUCGGUCUGGCCGUCAUGGGUCAGAACCUGAUCCUCAACGCCGCUGACCACGGUUUCACCGUCUGCGCAUACAACCGUACCACCUCCAAGGUCGACCGCUUCCUUGAAAAUGAAGCCAAGGGCAAGCCCAUCGUCGGUGCUCACUCUGUCGAGGAGUUCUGCUCCAAGCUGAAGCGUCCCCGCCGUAUCAUGCUCCUGGUCAUGGCCGGCAAGCCCGUCGAUCAGUUCAUCGAGGCUCUCCUGCCCCACCUCGAGGAGGGUGAUAUCAUCAUCGAUGGUGGCAACUCCCACUUCCCCGACAGCAACCGCCGUACCAAAGAGCUCGCCGCGAAGGGCAUCAACUUCGUCGGCAGUGGUGUCUCCGGUGGUGAGGAGGGUGCCCGCUACGGGCCCUCCCUCAUGCCCGGUGGAAACGAGAAGGCCUGGCCCCACAUCAAGGACAUCUUCCAGAGCAUCUCCGCUAAGAGCGACGGCGAGGCCUGCUGCGACUGGGUCGGCGACGAGGGUGCCGGCCACUUUGUCAAGAUGGUCCACAACGGUAUCGAGUACGGUGACAUGCAGCUCAUCUGCGAGGCCUAUGAUAUCAUGAAGCGCGGCCUGGGCAUGCCCGUCUCCGAAAUUGCCACCGUUUUCGAGAAGUGGAACACGGGCGUCCUCGACUCCUUCCUGAUCGAGAUCACCCGCGAUGUCCUCAAGUACAACGACAACGAUGGCGUCCCGCUCGUUGAGAAGAUCCUGGACAAGGCUGGCCAGAAGGGUACUGGCAAGUGGACCGCCAUCAACGCUCUCGACCUUGGCAUGCCCGUCACCCUGAUCGGUGAGGCCGUCUUCUCCCGUUGCCUGAGCGCCCUCAAGGACGAGCGUAUCCGCGCCAGCAGCCUUUUGGAGGGACCCUCUCCCGACUUCAAGGGUGACAAGCAGGCUUUCAUCGAUGACCUGGAGCAGGCUCUGUACGCCUCCAAGAUCAUCUCCUACGCCCAGGGCUUUAUGCUCAUCCAGGAGGCCGCUCGCGAGUACGGAUGGAAGCUGAACAAGCCCUCGAUCGCCCUCAUGUGGCGUGGUGGUUGCAUCAUCCGCUCGGUCUUCCUCAAGGACAUCACCAACGCCUACCGCAACAACCCCGACCUGGAGAACCUCCUCUUCGACGACUUCUUCAACAAGGCCAUCCACACCGCCCAGAAGGGCUGGAGGAACGUCGUCGCCCACGGCGCUCUCUGGGGCAUCCCCACCCCGGCCUUCAGCACCGCGCUCGGCUUCUACGACGGCUACCGUACUCGGGACCUCCCUGCCAACCUGCUGCAGGCCCAGCGUGAUUACUUCGGUGCCCACACCUUCCGCAUCAAGCCCGAGUGCUCCAACGAGAACUACCCCGAGGGCAAGGAUAUCCACGUCAACUGGACUGGACGUGGCGGUGACGUGUCUGCGUCGACCUAUGUGGCUUAGAUGAUGGAUGCAACGCCCUGCGCUGGACGUGGAAUCAUUCCCCCGAUAAUGGAAGAAGGGGGACCGGAUUGGUAGAACUCUGGGGCAACAGACGAUCACCCGGUUGCCAAUGGUUAAAAGUAAUCAGAUGAUUACGAUGUAUUUAGAUGCCCAGUUAUGAUGGCAGAAACUUAUGAAUGAAUGUUUUCUGUUCGGUUCA